UCAAGCUCUCCAGGUUCCCUCAUCUAUUCAUAGGGAUGAAGUGGCUUUUUCUGUUCUGGGCUUUUACCUUAGUUGAUGUACGUCUCUGUGGAGCUGCCCCUGCAUCGGGAUUCAGAGAAAAAACCGGCCUUCUGAAAGGAACUGUUCGAAAUGACCUAGAGCUGGCGACAGGGUACCUCCGGGACUACUACCGCCUGCAGGAGGAACCCGCCAGCCGCGCCAAGCGCAGCAGCGCCUCUUUCGGCUCCAAGGUGCGGGAGAUGCAGCGGUUCUUUGGCCUCAACGCCACGGGUGGCCUGGACGCCGAGACGGUCAGCGCGAUGAAGAGGCCGCGGUGCGGCGUGCCGGACGUGCAGAACUACAGCCCCUACGGGGAGCCCUCUCGGUGGCACAAGAACACGAUAACCUACAGUAUUGGACAGUACACCAACGACUUGCCCUCCGAGACUGUGGAUUCGCUCAUUGACUCGGCGCUGAAAGUCUGGAGCACAGCCAGCCCCCUGACCUUCGUCAGGUCGUACUCACACAACGCCGACAUCAUGGUCGAGUUCGGGACGUACGACCACGGCGACUUGUUCCCGUUCGACGGGCCUAAGGGCACGCUGGCCCACGCCUACGGGCCCGGAGAGGGCAUCGGAGGGGACACCCACUUCGACGAUGAUGAGCACUGGACAGCAGGAUCGGAAGGGUUCAACCUGUUCCUAGUGGCAGCGCAUGAGUUUGGUCAUGCCUUGGGCUUGAGCCAUUCCAGGUAUCCAGGAUCUCUGAUGUACCCCACCUACAAGACACGUAGCCCAAGCAACCUGCUCUCAGGGGAGGACAUCCGGCAGCUCCAGGCUCUGUACGGACCAAGAAGAGGUUUUGGGUACCCCCGAUCCGGCUUUAGAUCUUUCUAUCACCUGUGGCGGCUGAAGUCUGGCUUUCCUCUCCCGCUGCAAGACAGCUGCAAGCCUGGCCUGUCUUUCGAUGCUGUGGCCACACUGGGACAGGACGCCUUACUUAUGAAGGAUGGGUAUCUGUGGCUCAGACACGGGCAGCAGCCCAGUGUAAAAGCUGGGCUCAUCAGUAACUUCCUGCCGCAGGUCCCAUCAGACAUUGAUGCUGCUUACUCUCUGCCUCAAAGAUCAAGCACUGUCCUUUUAAAAGGAUCCAGCUACUGGACAGUGAGGGGGUCCCGGGUGAAGGGCAGACCGAAAUCCAUCUACGGGCUGGGGUUCCCUGAGUGGGUGACAAGAAUCGACGCUGCAGUGCAUGUAAGCAAGACCGGAAACACUUUGUUCUUUGUCAACGACACAUACUGGAGUUACAAUGAGAGCACAAGAGCCAUGGAUGAGCACUAUCCCAGAGAAGUGGCCGAUGACUUCCCAGGGAUUGCUGGUCGGAUAGAUGCAGCAGCUGAGAAAGAUGGUUUCCUUUACUUCUUCAGCGGCGCAUCCGUACAGGUGUUUGACAACAGCCAGAAGCAGAUUGUUGGGACAGAGACAGCAAGUAGCUGGCUGGGCUGCUAGUGGGGUCUACAGAGGAAACUGUCACUUGUGUUGUCAUAUAUCAGUGUUUGUAUAGAUGUAUUAUAAAUAAUCUAGACCAAAAAACAGACGGAAGCACAUCUACUACUAUAUGCCUGGUAACUGGUACUUCAUAACUGAUUCUGCUUUCUUUCCCAGAACUUGAAUUUGUCUUUGCUCAUGAAAUUUCAUAUUGUUUUUUAUUCACUUACAAGGGACUAUAGAAUAAAUA
Messenger RNA from Lepisosteus oculatus (spotted gar), 1737 nucleotides. NCBI's taxonomy places the organism in Eukaryota, Metazoa, Chordata, Actinopteri, Semionotiformes, Lepisosteidae. The record is from RefSeq and is a predicted model, not a curated record.